Molecule: messenger RNA, 8713 nt
Organism: Paramuricea clavata
Lineage: Eukaryota; Metazoa; Cnidaria; Anthozoa; Malacalcyonacea; Plexauridae
Source: the annotation of a GenBank genome assembly
GCUCUAUUUAAGACGGUAAGAAAGCGGGGCAGGCACAGAACACUAUAGUGAUUCAAACCAAACUGUACGCUGAUACGUUUAGCAACUAAUUUUAAAGGGUAAGCUCCAUUCAAUAUUUCAUAUUAAAAUUUUAGCAUAUUAUCGGCAUAUGCAUACAAUGCUCUUUAUUUUUUGUAACCAAUAUUAAAAAAUUAGAUUUAUAAUAUUAAAAGUACAAGAGAUGAAGUUGAUGAACUUGAUCGUAUGAUCUGUUCCUUAUUUUAGAAUUUGGUCAUUUUAUUGCAAGUGUUUUAAAAAAAUUUCACGCUAAUAAUCCUUGCGGCUAUCUGCUAUUCAUUUAGUGAAAAUUUAUGUUAAAAAGCCUUAAUGGACACCGUAUCGCAUAUCAAUUGCGCCAAAUAGCUGAUCCUUCAAUUCCCUAAUAUAUUAAAAUAAGCCUAUAUAUAGUAUACACAUAUAUAUAGGCAGCCUACGUGUAGAACUGCACCAAAUGUCAAUUUAGGGACCGGUCAUAAAGUAACUGCUAGGGUGGGCCGGAGGGAAAAAUAGGUUUUCCAAAAAAAAACCGGUGGCCCAUCCUGAGAACCAAGAAAAACUUUCAAAGCCCAUCGUUGGUCAUUGGAAAAAUUUCACGACCCAUCCUGUUAUACAUGAAUAUAUACAGUAUAGCAGUCACUUUGAUCAAACCAUGCACUGAGUCACUUUGUCAUAACUUUAAUUAGAACAAAUUUAUAAUUGGUUAUAUAUUUAGUAGUUUACACACCAAAUAGAUGUGAUUUGAAAUAGACUUGAUUUGAUAUCUCUCUUUAUAUUAAUAUUAAUAUUUUAAAAUAGUACAAAGAAGUUCUUGUGAUACUGCAUGCGCUCAAUCCUCGAAUAUUGUUUCGAUGAGUACAGUCUCUGACGUGCAUUUGUGCUCGUCUAUUGCUUCGAUCUUUGAAGUUAGCAAUAGGCGUACCGGGCGGGGGGUGGGGCGGAGGGGGCGCCAGCACCCACCCCUUUGUUAGUUGGGCAAACAAAGCCAGUCGGGCAAUAUUCGCUUCACAGUCGGGCAAUAUUGGCUUAUUAUAAAAAUAAAUGGGACAAAUUCUGUCAAUUUUGUGGGAAAUAUGCUAUCUAAUAAGAAUUUUUCGUAAUCGCCCCCCCCUCCCCCCGUCGACAACAAUUUUGGAAAGUCUCUCCGGAAAUUUUUUUUUGACAGCUCGGGCACAAUCCGAAAAAGUUGGGCAAAUUUCUUUCCGCCCCCCUAAUUUUUUCCUUCCCGUACGCCUAUAUGGAAGUUAGUAAAUCUUCCACAGCACUCAGCUUAUAAUUUUGCAGUGAGCCAACAACAUUCGUUGACAAAUGGGAGUUUUCUCGGAUAUCAGUGCGAAUUCUAUUGGAUUUUUCAUUUUUUUCCAUCAUCGUGAUCAUGAAUAAAACGCAUAAACCUUAGCGCAUGUAGAGAUCAUGAAUAAAACGCAUAAACCUUAGCGCAUGUAGAUUGAUAGGUGCCACUUUACAUAACGCUACACGAAGUAGUCGCGUGCAAAAGCUGUACUCGGGGCAUGCUGGCUCAAUCGUUGCGGUUUUAAAACAACAUGGCGGAUAAAAUUCGGGUAUGACUAAAGGGAGAGUUACCAACCGGAGAGUUAUCUUGGAGAGUUAUGAUUUCGGAGAGUUAUGGUCGAACCACGCCCACUUUCCCCUAUGACCACACCCAAUUUCGUAACUCUCCCGACGUUUCCUUGAAGUAACAUGAGAGAGUUAUUUUUGACGUAACUCUCUCUCGUUAACAUUAUGAAAAUCUUAGAGAGUUAUCAUUUUUUAUAACUCUCCGCGUUCACGAUUGUGGCAAUGAAGAGAGUUAUGUCAGAUUUUCAUCUUAUAUUUUGGUAUUUCAGUUUGUAGCGUGUCAAUAGCAUGCGUCCAAACAGGAAAUAGUACAACUUUACUCGGUCAAAACAAUCAGAUGCUUGCCGCAGAAGGGUCAAAGUACCCCCAGAAGCAUGUUUUGAAGUGUAUUUGGCAGUAAAUACGGUAAGCAUAGUUGCAAGAAAAUUGAAAAAAUUGCGAAAAUUGAAUCUUUCAGAAAUUCAGGUUUUGCAAAUAUUUUCCCAUAUCAGCCAAUAUAGGGCAUUACAUUGGAAAGGUUUUCUGGUUCUAUCUAAUACGAGAGCUGUAUCUGAAUGUUGGGCUUUGUAGGUAAUCCAAGUGAGCAUGUAUAAUAAUUUAUUUACUCGUACUCGCUUCACUUGGUAAGUACUAAAGUACUACUAGUUUCUACUAGCGUGAAAUAUUAAAGCUGAAACUUGAGAAAAAAGUAAAUUCAGAAUAAUUUACUAAAAUGUGGAACUUUUUUUCAAAAAACUGACAUAACUCUCUUCAUUGCCACAAUCGUGAACGCGGUGAGUUAUAAAAAAUGAUAACUCUCUAACAUUUUCAUAAUGUUAACGAGAGAGAGUUACGUCAAACAUAACUCUCUCAUGUUAGUUCAAGGAAACGUCGGGAGAGUUAAGAAAUUGGGUGUGGUCGUUGGGAAAAGUGGGCGUGGUUCGAACAUAACUCUCCGAAAUCAUAACUCUCCGAGAUAACUCUCCACUUCAUAACUCUCCGUUUAGCCGGUCUCAUAAAAUUCAAACAUUUCUUGAGAAGAACAACCUUUCACAGUAUGUCAACAAGUUCAUGGAGCUUGGGUAUGAUGAUCAAAAGCAACUCUUGGACAUGCAGCCAGAGGAAAUUAUUGAUGUUUUGAAAGAAGUUGUGCUGUAUGACAAGUCGGGUCAUCAGUGCCAUCGAAAACAAUUUGUAUCUGGCACUAUCUGCAAUAGAAAUUUUGAGUUCGAAGACCAAACAUGGAGUACAGGAUAAAGUCAAGACACGGCAAGCCAGUGUACUACACCAAUGUCGAGUGUUUCCCACAAAUAUGUUACAACUUGUAAGUAUAUAUAUUUUAACAUGUUUUGCCUGGCGGAUAUUAAAAACAAAGAUAAUUUUGGAAAAACCGUAGGGCCAGCACCAGCCAAAGAUUUGUGGAUUCCAAAUCCUGGAAAGCCAAUGAACUCAAAUUUUACGACAACAAAUUGAAUGGACAACUGUCACACAACAAUCAUUGCUAAUUGCAAUUUAUUAACUGCAGGAACAUUUCCUCCAAAAGUGAUGCAGAGAAAUAAUGCAAGAGAAAACGCAAGAGCGUGUGAUGUCACAAAGAUUAUUACAAGUGGCAGAAUCAAGUACGAGUCUCUGGAGAAUGGUGCUGAAAAAAUCUCUCAAGUAGAUGUGUGUGCUUGAGCCUAUUAAAUUAAACAACUUAAACCAAGGUACCAUAUGACAGCAUUAAAAACAACAGUUGUGGGAAAAAACAAUGUACACUUGAUUUUUUUUGUUAAAAAAAUUGGAAACAUCAUCUUCUCAGUCUGACUCUAUGUCAUCAGAAUCUGAUUCUGAGGAAGGGUGAUGUGGAUAUUUAAAAAUCAAUGCCUGUAGAUGUGACUUACAAAAUAUUAAUUAUAUUAAUAAUAACAGGAUUGUUUUUAUUUCAUUUUGAAUUCACUUUAAAUCUAUUAUUUUGUUGUAUUGAAUGUUGAUUAUUUUAAUAGGAAUGUUGUGUAGUAGUUGUAGUAUGUAUUGAGUGCAAACAGGCUAUAUGUGUUUCAUGGCCCAUCCAUUUGCACAAAAACAAAUUGAUGGCCCACCCAAACUGAUGAAAAUAAUUUCAUGGCCCAUCUUUAUUUCCUCCAGCCCACCCUAGCAGUUACUUUAUGACCGGUCCCUAAUAUAAAUAAGCUCGGCCCAUUCCUCUAACAUUUGCUAAGCGCCACAAGCACUCAAUGAAAAGCAUUGUAUUUAUCAGUGCAUUUUUUAAGGAUUCUUCAGUGGUGGGGCAAAACUGCCAAAGCUGAUCCAUUUUCCUUGUCCUCUCCCAGGAUAGUAUGCAUCGCCGAAGGUGGGAACCGAGUACCGCAGGCAUGAGUUAGCUAGGUGGUCUGGGGCAUGCCCACCCCCAGGAAAUUUUUAAAAUUUUGUCUCUGAAAUAGUAUUUCCUACAUUCUGAGAACACCUCAGCUCCUCAAAACAAAGCUUUAAUGCCGUAAUUUGUAAUAAAUUGCAUGCUAAACAUUCAAACACAACAUAAGUUUAAAGGCCGUUUUCCACUUCAAGCGUAUCGUACCGUAACGCAGCGAAAACGUUUUUAAAUUUCAAAAUUUCGUGAAUGUUGAUUGGUUAGUACUUCCGUAGUACGCCAAAAAGUUGAUUUGCGACGAACUUUUUAUUUUUAUACGCGAUUACACCCGGAAGUACGUGGAUUUAUAAACCUCUUCUCAAUCUGCGCAUGCUCACGGAUACGUUACGGCACGAUACGGGCGAAGUGGAAAACAGGCUUAAGUAUGCUCAGCAACAAAUUUUGUUUUUUAAACUUCUUUUCAAUGUUAAACUCAUUCACUCAAUACAGGUUCCAUUUCUUCAGUGGUGUGGCAGAGGAAGGGGCCCAGUGGGGCAAAAGGCCUCACUAGUCCACGGUACUAAAAAUACCAUGGUAUUUAUAUACGUAAAUAAAACAUGACAAAAAAUUAUAGCACAUUAAACCCUGAUAAUUUUUCUAUCUACUGACAAAUAAAUUUGUUUUUCGCAAGAAAGCUGGAAAAUUUGCACCACGUUUUGGUUUGACGACAACUUUUCUGUCUCUAUGACUAUGCGGGCACAGAUUAAUAUUAUUGGCAUCACAAAAAAAGAACCUUUGACAAUGGGAAAUGAUCGAACUAGUUUUUGAAAAUUUGUUGUUUGUUAAAAAGAGAAUUAUGCUAGCUCAAGAAUAAUAACGUUGCUUCGGCUGCAAGAUAGCAUCAGGGCACGAAUAAUUUUCGUUUAUGGGAAGACUGAACAUGUAGAGAAGAGUCGCGGAACGAGAACGCAACAUAAAACUACCACUGAUCUCAAAACUAUAAUGAUCUCAAAACUACCACUGAUCUCAAAACUAUAUCUACAUGGCGGCCAUAUUGGUAUGAUAACUACAUAUUUAGGUUCUUGCAGUUUCUGGUUAUUGAUGGCAAUGAAAACAUGUUAUCUAUAUAGAAAACGUGAUAUCAUUGACUUCUCCUCCUAACUGAGAAUAUACUUUUCUCAAGUUUCAUAUAGCUAAACGUUCUGAAACUCGUUAUGAAAACUGACUUCUCAUUAUAAUUAUUCUGGCUCCAACAUUGGAGUGAUUGGAGCAUGUUGAGGUGAGUGAGCUCCAUAUAUAACUGGAGCGAGAUCCAGAAAGUGAAGUCAAGAUGGCGGAAUUGAAAUGAAGAGCUCAUAUUUAAGUUUGAUCAGGGUUGUAAAUACUCGUUACAACGCGUUACUGUGUACUCGUUACAUGUGAAGUAAUUUUAACCUGUAAUUAAUUACGUUUUUAGAAAUGUAACGAAAAACGUAACUAAUUACAAAAGCAAGGAACGUGUUCCUUUUCCAAGGAGCAAAUUGAAAAUUUCUUUUCUUAUUUUGUUAAAAACAAGAAAUAAAAAAUACAACGUUACGACAAAAAUUCAGAAAAAUGGCUGAAUUAAUUUUCAACGGAUCACAUGACAUGAUAGCUUACAUGAAGUAGUACUAUUUAUUGCGAAAGUGGAAACCACAAUUUGUUCCGUGGCUCAGAGCGCCAAACAUUGGCAAAUAAAGUUUUAAGUUUACAUGCUUCGAUUUGCAUGUCAAAUGUUUUAAUAUAUUGAAAUAUCAUCUUGAUAAAUUCUUGCAAAUUUCAUAGUUUAUACCGUUUUUAUUUACAACUACUGUUUAACAGAUAUUGUCUUAUAAUAUAUAUAGUAACAAUUUGCCGGUAAAGGAAUUUGUAAUUAAUUCCUUUUCUCCGGAGUAAUUUUUUCAUUGUACUUAAUUGCAUUUUAGAACAAGUAAUUGUAAUCAGGAAUUUAUUACAUUUUAAAGGGGGGAGGGGGGUGAAUAGGGUAUACAAAUCCGCCGAUUUGAAGCAAAAUCCGCGAUCCGAGCCAAAAUAUUAGAUAAAUCCGCAAUCUGCUGUGUUAAUAAGAUCCGAAAUCCGUGUAAAACAUUCGCCAGAUCCGAAAUCCAGACAAUUUUUUCUGUGAAAUCCGACGAUCCGAAAACCUAUUCCCCCUUAAAGCAAGUAAUUGUAAUUGGAAUUAAUUUCUUUUUCAGCGGUAAUUUUGCAGCCCUGAGUUUGAUAUCGACUUAAAUAAUAAUACUAUGAUUUUAUGAACUGAUAACUUGUUUAACGAUACGGUUCGUUAGAAAAAAAAACUGGAAUUAGCCGGGGAAAUUGGUAUCAAAACUGUUUAAGACCUUCAUAUCUAUAUUACUUUUAUUAGACGUCCAAAUACACUUAGUUGGCUUCACUUAGGAGGAAUGACUGAAGUUCUCGCUCCAGCCCGGGGGAGGGUAGUCUCCUAUGCAGACCUACUUUAGCGGGUUUGGGCCCAGGGGGAGGGGGAAGGAAAAAAAAUUCAAACCAUAUUCAUUAAAGAAAGGGGUUCAAAUUUUCCGGACUACGAAAUUUUUUAAAGGAAAAUUCUAAAAAGGGGUUCAAAUUUCACAAUUUUACCAAUUCCUGCUUUUGGGGGCAACCCGUUGCAAAUUUUCUGGCCCUCUAUAACUGAGGCUAGGGGAAAUUUGCCCAAUGUACUAGCAAAAAUUUUAUGGUCAUUUUGCCGGGGGCCCCCAAGCAUGCCACCCGUCUCUGGACACCCGGACACCCGCCAGUUACGCCCCUGGUUCCAGUUAUAGAUAGGGCUCACUGGUUGAAGUCAACUGGUCCAGUUUUUAAAUCCACCAAAACUCGACUUAAUAAAUUUAAAAUCCACGUUUAGUAUAUGUUUCCUUGAAAUGAGUGGUAAUACAGAUAUAAACGUAUACAGUAAAUUAUAUCGCAUGGUGUAGACCGUGUAAUAUAUGAAUUUAUCUCUUAUAUUUUUAAGAUUGAAAGUAUUAAUAGAAAAAAUGACAAAGUUGCGGAACAUUUUUCACAUAUUCCUUAUCGUUACAUUGGUGUGUCAAGUAGAGUCUUUUUCUUGGAGCGAGUGGGGAGAAGGAAAGAAUUGGGGAAAACGAAGUGAUAAACUGUCUAAGAUUCAUGCAAAAAGGUAAAGUCAUGAAAAUUACCAUAUUAUUCCACGGCAGUCCACUCCAUCUUAGUAGUGAUUUUAAACACACGUACAAAAACUAAUUCGUAUUCUACUAGGCCCUUCCCAAUUAGGCUAGUAUUUUUUUUAACGAGCAUUUUCGUUGUCAAACUUUUCUUGUUUUUAGUGCUCUGACACUAUAUAACGAUCGAAACUGCAUUUUCUAUAGCUCUCCACAUAAAGCCCGUUUAUGUUUGGGAAGCAAUCCAACAUUUUCGCUGCGAAUUUUUUCGCCAAUCACAUUGCAGAAAAUUGGUUCUCACUUCCCGCAAACAAAUUCGCCUGUGGUGGAAUGAGCUAUAGGCUGUUCUCCAUUGGGGACGAACCAUUAGAAGAGUGAUGGGAGGGAAGUGGGGGAGAGAUGAAAUAAAAAAAUUGCACAAGGAAGAAAGGGAAAAUUAUGAAAAGGAAAGUGAAGAAAUAUUCGUAAAACACAUAUUAUUUGUAUCUCUUCAAAAAAUAAACUCAUUGAAAUAUUUAGACUGAAAACAAUGAGCUAUACGCUAUCUUGAAUUAAUUAUUAACUUCAUUAACUGUGGUUUUGAUGUUGGGCUCAUAACAUGCAUAUCCUAAAUAAUCCAAGAUGGCGGACACUAGUCAGCCCACUGUUUUCAGUCAAAAUAUUUCAAGAAUAAAGCAAGAUAUGAAAAAGCUGUAAAAAGUAUUAAUCAUUUUGAAAACUCUUUCACAGGAAACAAAUUAAAUAUCCUUUGUCCAAUGCCAUUGUCCUUUAAUUAGAAUUCUCAUGUUCGUUGUAAAGUUCCCAAGUUCGUUUCGAGGAUUUAUGAUAAUCAAACUUUCGAUAUACAACUUUUUCGUACCUUGUUUAGUUCAUUUUCGAAAUAUUUUGACCAAAAAACAGUGUGCAGUCCGCCAUCUUGGUAUUAUAAUUGACCUAAUUAACUGAGUUUUUAAUGACGUCAAAAGCAGGGUUAAUUUCUUCAAUAAGUUUCUUAAAAUGUUGUGAGUUAAUUGAUUACUAAAAAGACUUCGGAGAAUCGAGUUUCAUAUUGAUAAUGACAUGUGGUUUGCAAGACAAAAAUUUCGCUUUUUACCUUACUUGUGACGUAUGCAUAUUGAAUGCAUAUCCAAGAUUGCGGAAUGCACGCAGCUUUUGAUCAAAAUAAGUCGAUUUAUUUAACCAAGCAAGAUACGGAAUAAUUGUAAAGGAAGUUUAUAUAUCAUUUUGGAUCUUCUUUCAAAUAAGACAAACUUGAUUUAUAUUACGAUUUAAAUAAGCUAGCCAAUCAAAUCGCUUACUAUUGAAUUAUCAUAAAUAAUUGGAAUGAACUUCGAAAAGCAAACUGAAAUCGGGACUCGGGAGUAUAAACACCUUUUAUAUAGUGACAUGUAAAAAGUAGUCAUCUUACGUUUAAGGUUGCCAUUGGCAUUGUUGAAGACUGCUCGAAGACGUAACAAAAUCAAAGAAACACAUUCUUUCAAUCCAUAUAAAAUGGACCACAGAAAAUAAUGGAUAUCGUUCAAUUUACAGAAAAACUAUGAAAUGUAUUAUUGACUAUUAUUAAUUGAGCACAUAUGUAUUUUAGUAUAGAAUAAAAAUGUAUGAUAAACUUUUCUCUUUUCUGUGAAAUAUGCGC